Messenger RNA from Paramuricea clavata, 8494 nucleotides. The record is from the annotation of a GenBank genome assembly. NCBI's taxonomy places the organism in Eukaryota, Metazoa, Cnidaria, Anthozoa, Malacalcyonacea, Plexauridae.
UAGGGGAUGAUUUGACUGACAAUGGGAAGCACAAUGCAAAGAUUGGCGACGUCCACGACUUCUCUAAAAAGAAACACUCCGUCGUAUACGUAUUGCCUCGCAAACCCGGUCGUUAUUUUUACUUUGAGUCCCAGCUUCCUCAAGUUCUUAGUAUUUAUGAAAUAGAAAUUUAUGAAGAAACACAGCGUAAGUUUGUCUCAUUUGAUUCGUAUAAUAAGAAGAAGAAUAAUGAUCAUAGAAAUAUAUAAUAAUUAAGAAAUACUAUAGAAAACAUUUUCCGCGUUUCUAUACUUUUUGCAGUCAAAUUCAGGUCUUUUUGCUUACAUUAUACUGCAGUAAAAUAUGGCGUCAAAUUUAAAACAUCAUUGAGGAUUAUAUAUUACGAUAUUUGUAUUACUAUUUUAUGUUUCAACCGCCAGAUGCAUUUGAAAAGGUAGCUAACUGUAUAAACUAGAAAAUAAAACUAAAACAAAAUAAUUUUGAGAGGUACACCUGCAUGCAAAAGGUUUUAUGUUCUGAACGCUUUUCAUCGCAAAUAUAGGCGAUAUACUUAGAAAAAAAUGCCUCAAGGGGCUGUUUACAUGAUCCCGGUUUGACAAGACGGGAUGAUUUUGAUGUGUUGAAAUAAAUCACCUGGCUUAAUGAAAGUUCAAACUGCUGUAUAUUGCUGCAUGAACAACCUUUCGUUUACAAUAUACUGUAUAAUAUCUAUUACUAGAAAAUAAUGUCGUUUUGCUGAAUCAUGCACCGCGUGACUUAUAGUUUUAGGCAUCUAUAUAUAAAGGUUAUCCACACUGAAGGGCUAGCUAUUUUCAUGAUCCCGCGGUUUGCCGAGACGGGAUGGAAGGCGGGAUGAUUUUGAUAUUUAAAUAAAUCACUGUAGGCUUACGAAAGUUGAAACGCCGGUAAUUGAAAUAACUCAAAUGUUGUCGAGAAGAUCUCGUAUAUAGUUCAAGAUUAAGAAGCAAAUCACCCCAAAAUUUGAUGUUUUUUCGCUUACGUUUGCUCUACGAUUAUAUUUGUAUUCAGUUACCCACGAUAUAGGAAAGAAUAGGCCUUUAGACGUCUUUUGAAUGUACUUUUAUGUGAAAAUAAUACUUACUUCGAAGGGCACUUUUCGUUUGAGUAUAUGCGCGAUAUUUGUUAUGAUAUAUAUAGGAAAUUCGCCUCGCGCGCAGUGUCUGUUGAGGAAAACUGGCACUAGGACCUUAUGCACAGGUCUUUGACUCCAGUUACCGCCAGAUUUGAAGUCUUCGUGAAAUUUGGCGCAUUUUGAUAGCAAAUUAAUCUUCAUUCAUGGUGAUUUCAAAAUAAAUCACUAUAGGCUUACGAAAGUUGAAACGCCGGUUGAAAGAAUUCAAAUGUUGUUGAGAAGAUCUCGUAUAUAGUUCAAGAUUAAGAAAAUUAUUAUGAUAUUGCUGCUUGAACAACCUUUUGUUUACAAUAUACUGAAAUCUAUAACUAGAAAGUAAUGUAGUUUUUCUGGAUCAUGGACCGUGACUUAUUUUAAUGCAUCAAAAUCAUCCCGCUUAGCAUUGGCAAAACUAUAUUGGGUGUUACUAUUAGAUCGAACUUAUAAAUGGAACACACAUGCACGUAAAUAAUAUAAUUAAGUCCAAAUGCUCCAAGUGAGGAUAUCUUUUGGUCCAGCUAAAACGAGCUAAAGAAUGAUGUACAGUUUUACAAGACAUGUAUUUGACCAGUCCCUAUAUAUGCCAAAGUACCUCAGUGAAGAUGUAAAAUGGAUCCAAAAACGUACUCAUUCAAUUACAUAUAAUCCUGGCCUCAAAUAUGAAGACGCCCUAAUGGAAGUGGGUUAUCAACCAGGGGUGGAAAAAAUAUUUUGCUUUCUGGGACCGCAAGAGGUUCAUUGAAAAAUUUUCUCUUAAUAAUCAAGUAAAUCGACACUUGGACAUUGUAACCGUGUGUGAAGGCGGAUUUCCAGUCCUCGCACGAAGCUCCUCGCAGCUCGCUGCGAGUGAUGCAUGAGCACUUUCAUCCAAUCACAAUGCUAAACAGUUUAUUUUAAUUAGAUGUAAUGGGGGGGGGGGGACUACUGGGAGCAUGCUUUCGGCCCCAGACAAUUUUGAAAAUCAGAUAUCUCACAGUGGCUAAGAAUGCAUUUGCUAUACAAUAUUCGAUGGUCUAUAUGUUUAUACACUAUUAAGAUGGAUGCACUUAUAAUUGCAUUUCUGAGGUUGAUUUAUCUUGAGCAGUAUUUUUGCAAGAUAAUAUUAAUUAGGAAAAACUGCUUAAUAUGCAGCAGUGGAAACGACUCGGCAAAAUUUCACUUAUAGGCUAGCGCCGCCCCUGCCCCUAAACCAAUCUAGAUAUCAGUUUACGAAUGAUUUUUUCUCUUUCACAGCUUUUAUAACAUUACGUACAGAUGAACCUGGGUCACGCAGUCGUAUAUUUUACGAGGGACAUGUCGCUGUGCUUACAUGCCCAGCUAUGGGUCAUCCAAGACCUCGAAUAGUCUGGGUGAAAGAUGAUGUCGUCGUACAGAACAAAACUACACACACAUAUCUAAAAUGGACGAUCAAUGUCACGAAAGGAUCCAGUAGCAAAUACGAGUGUUACGCAACAAAUAUUCAUGGCAAAGACUACUAUCCCAUCACCGUGACUAUUGCAGGUAUGGACAUUUUUGUGGACUUUCCAAUCAUUCUAAAAUCGUUCGUUGUAGGUUUGUGGUAACUCGCUCCUCACUUCCUCGAGCGCUUCAUCGGCUGCAUAGUUCGCUUUGUGUUCACAGUAACGGGCUAUUCAAAUGAGCUAGCUGGACUUGCCGGGAUGAAUGGACAACUUGCAUGUUAGACUAAAUUUUAAUCUAAGUAACGAGAAGGGAAUCAAACACAACAGUUAAAAAGAACAUAAUGAAAUUAGUAAAAUUGCAAAAUUUGAUUGCAAAAUGUUGUAAAAUACAGAAAAUAUAGCCUUGCGAAGUUUGCAUAUUUUCAGUAUAUUUGUAUUACGUGCGGAAAUUGUUACCAUUUUCGGCUCAAAAAUGGUAACAAUUUCCGCACGUAAUAUAAAUAUACUGAAAAUAUGCAAACUUCGCAAGGCUAUAUUUUCUGUAUUUUACAACAUUUCGCAACCAAAUUUUGCAAUUUUACUAAUUUUAAUAAGUUCUUUACGGGAAUUACUUUUUUUUGCCUAAAUCAAAAAUUAGUCUAACAUGCAAGUUGUCUAUUGUGUCACGGAAAUUUUUCCUGACCACAAAAGAUCAUUUAAAUGAACUUUACACUAUUACUGGGAUCAAACUAAACUAAUUCAACUUUGAAAUGUCAUGUUGGAUCUUUAUCAAAGCCGUGAUAAGAGCUUUAUUAAACGAAUCAUCACGGUUAAUCCAUCAGGUGGAUAAAUAAAUGCUUGACGAAUGAUUCGUCUUUGGUCAGAUAAAAAGUCACUGUAUCUCUAACCUUAGUCAAUCUCCAGACACGGUUUGAAUGUCCGCCAUUUUGAAUAUUGUCAAGGGGGUGAAUGCCUCUUGUAAGCGCACUGGCUUGGAACAUGACGAUAGCAUUGCAACGAUUACGCCAAAAUCAUAGGCGCCGACAGGAAGUCGGAUUUCCGUGUCGUGGCCUCUACUCUGUGGUACAGAGAUUCACAUUUGAUUUACACUACCACUACAAUUAACCAAUCAGAUGUGUUUAAUCUACCCGAUUAACCAAUCAAAUGCGUAUGAAGCCAGUGAGAGGUAGCGGUAGUGGAAGUUAAAUCUGAACCUCUCUUUUUAAUUAUGUUUGUGAUGUUACUCUGAGUGUGCAUCCACACCGAGUAAGCUGAAAAGUUUGCCUGACCACGGCGGGAAUCGAACCCGCGACCUUUGGGAUACUAGUCCAAAAAAAGUGUCAUUCCGCUCUUUUUAAGUUCCUUGGUGUAAUUUAAAUUCCUUCAAUUCCAGGUCGUUAUGACAUGUGUAUGAAACCAGAAGAGAUACGAGAUCCAACCAGAAAUAUUUUGUCAAUAGAAGAUCCUUCAGUCGCUCCCAAAUCAGAUGCUUCCACAUUUGAUCAAAACAAAAUGUACACGUUUUUCAACCCACAGAGCUCUCUGUAUAUGAAGGUAAUAGGAUGGUCUGACUAGUAUAAGCCUUGAACCUAUAAAAACAAGCGAAGAAAGUGUUUAUAAAGCCGUCAGAAAAGGUUGCAGAUUCAUUGAGGUAACACGUCGAAAUGUUUACACGUCGAAUUGUCUCGGAUUCAAAUAUUUCCGCACACAAAGUUACUCAUAUUUCCAGCUCAUAGUUUUCGGAUAUGGCUCAAAAUCGAGAUGAUCUCGUACUUUAUUGAAUGAUGUUUCUUCUUAUGUUCUAUAAUAAUAUUUUAUAAUUUACAACCCUUUUUUGUUGUGGGUUUUUUUAUGCUUAACAAAUAGAUAAGAUUUUCCCGUUGUCUGUUCAGUUAUAUAGAUACACAGUAUGACGUCAUAAUGUAGGAAAAACAAGAAAGUGGCUCACGAGGCGAGUGGGUCACUUUUUUGUUCUUCCAACAUUAUGACGUCAUAUUGUGUAUCUAUAACUGAACAGGCAGCGGCAAAAUCUUAUCUAUUUGUUUUAUAUAAUAAAAAGAAAACCCCCGAUUUAAACAGGUAAAAAUUACGGGAACCACUGAGUAUUUUAAUAAAAUAUAAAACAACGGUAACUCCGAAAAUAAACACUUUAAUAAUAUUCUAGCUUUCGACUAAGAUUCAGUCAUCAUCAGGAAUGAUGCUAGGUUACAUUACAUCGAUAUAUAUAUAUAUAUAUAUAGUGAAGAUUAAGUAAUUUGAUAUGUACAGAAACGAUUAGUUAAAUAUUACAAGUUCUUUUGAUGCCUUAGUUCCGUGAUUAAGAUCAGGUUCAUAGGCGUACCGGGCGGGGGGGGCGGUAGCCCCCCCAGUUUUUUGGGCAGUCGGGCAAUAUUCGAUCAACAGUCGGGCAAUUUUGGUUUGCAAUUAAAGAAAAUGGGACAAAUUCUGUCAAUUUUGUCUAAAAUUAAGUCAAUUUUUUGGAAAAUUUUGUGAUUUUUCGAAAAUUUUUGUUAUGUUCCGAAAAAUAUUGGUUGUCCGGAAAAUUUUUUUGACCCCUCAAAUGGUACACAGACCGAAAUUUUUUUGGCGGAAAUUUUUCCGGAAAAAAUUUUUUGGUACUAGUCGGGCAGAAUCCCGAAAAGUCGGGCAAUUUUCUUUCCGUCCCCCUAAUUUUUUCCUUCCGGUACGCCCAUAAUCAGGUUUAAGUCGUCUAAUGGCAAGUGCUUCCUGAUCAUUGGUCCUUAUUGCUAUUUAAGGAAGCACUUGCCAUUAGACGACUUAAACCUGAUCUUAAUUACGGAACUAAGGCAUCAAAAGAACUUGUAAUAUUUAACUAAUCGUUUUUGUACAUAUCAAAUUACUUAAUCUUCACUAUAUAUAUAUAUCGAUGUAAUGUAACCUAUCAUCAUUCCUGAUGAUGACUGAAUCUUAGUCGAAAGCUAGAAAAUUAUUAAACAGGUAAAUAGCUUACUUUUUAUGAAUUUUAUCCACCCAAACAUUUGGAAAUUUGAAAGUCUAAAUUUUACAAAUAUGACGCGUACAUAUCUAUACAAAUAAGGGAAUUAGUGCUAUCGGAUGAGGUUUUGUGUGACGUAAUUCCGUGCGUCUGUCCUCUAAUAGAUCAUGGCUCUCGACCAAUGAAAGCGCUUGAAAAAGUUGAAUUCAUAACGUUAUUAUAUAAAUUUAAAUCUGCUACCGCAGGAUUCAUUUACUGCAAUACGCAGCUUUCCGACUUUAAUUUCACUUAAGAAGGCUCCCUACAGUUUCCAAUAUAUGUCAGUGUUUUAAACUGAAAGCUAUUUGAGUCUAAAAAACCUAAUUUUUUGCACAAGCCAUUGUUUCCUUUUAUAUAAAAGAGUAAUUUUAACCCACAAUCGCUACCCUUCACGUUACCAUGACAACAUGACGUCACCAUCUAUAUGGCUUAUAUCAACCAAAAAAGCCGCCUUAGCGGACAAUAAGCACGGUGACCUACCUUUUUUAUUGCAGAAAAUACAUUGUUAUGAAGCUUUGAAUCUUUUUUGAAAGUUAUUUGAAAAUCGCCAGUGUAGUUUUUGAGAAACUGAAUUUCAGCCUUUUAGAUUGCAUUUUAGCCUUUGGAAAGGCUGAAAUUCAGUUUCUCGAAAACUACACUGGCAAUUUUCAAAUAACUUUCAAAAAAGAUUCAAAACUUCAUAACAAUGUAUUUUCUGCAAUAAAAAAGGUAGGUCACCGUGCUUAUUUGUCCGCUAAGGCGGCUUUUUUGGUUGAUAUACGCUGUAUAGAUGACGACGUCAUGUUGUCAUGGUAACAUGAAGAGUAGCGAUUGGGGGUUAAAAUUACUUUUUUAUAUCAGAGGAAACAAUGGCUUGUGCAAAAAAUGAGGGUUUUUUUAUUCAAAUAGCUUUUAGUUUAAAACACUGAUAUAUACUGGAAACUGUAGGGAGCCUCCUUAAGGUGGCUCGAUAUAGUUUUCAAAACUUCAGGGUAUAAUAGUUUGUCCGUUUUAAACGUCUUAUUUUUAGGUUUAGCAGAUAUCAGGACAUUCAUCUAUUCUGAUGUUUCUCCUUUUAAUAAGUAAAGCUUAGGAUUCUUCCUGUAGUGACCAAGGUAUGAGAAAGUCCGCCAGCAUGGCAGCAUGCUGCCAGGAAAUUUUUUUAAUCUCACAGGAAUUUUUUAAGGAAAAGCAAGAUACAAGAAUGAAGCUCGAGAAAUUUCAAAAAUCAGCAUGAAAGUAACAAACAUCACAAUUAGAGCAUAAAUACAGCAAUCAUAACAUAAAAAUUUGUAUCAUGUGGCAGUGCUACCGCUAUAUUUUUCUUAAUAUUGAGGUAGUAUAUGACUUAUUAAGGUGGUAUAUACGAUGCUGUUAUUGAAUUACAAUCAAAAUUCAAAUUUAUAAAAAAAAUUGACAGGAAAUUUUUGGUCUGGGAAGCCUGCUGCCAGGAUGAAAAAUAUUUUAUCAAUGCUUGGUAGUGACACUGGACCAUUACAAGGAAUUGCCUCAAAACUGAUUGAACUAUCCGGUUGAAAUAAAUUUAAUUUUGGUUUAGUUUACUUCUUUUCCUUGCUCUUUUUUUAGUUCGUAUCGUUUUCUCUUUAUAUAUCUAUUUUUGUGUCGACAUAUUUUUGUUCGCCCGAUUGUGGUUUUGUAAUUUUUCUCCCUUGCAGCUUGUCACAUCAUGCCCGCCACCUUCGUCAUGUGGCACAGGUGCCCCAGGCUGGCUCUCUGGUGAUCAUCCUAAACUUGAGGAUGGCAUGUUAAGAAAAAAAGUUUGCAUCCACUACAAUGGAGAUUGUUGUUACAAAGCUCUCUAUAUUUCUGUCAUUAACUGUCCUGGAAUGUUUGUGUAUGCACUGGAGAACUCUGCGUUUGACUUUCCUAUGAGAUAUUGCUUCGAAAAUGACAAAAACUGUAAGUUUUUAGAAGGAUUUCGGAAUAUUAAUAUUCUUCUUUAUCAAGGUGGCACAUCACUAGACUUGUAGAUGAAGUCGCCCGCCAGGCUAGUGGUUGGAGCGAAGGACUUUGGCCAGUCCCCAGGGCAAGGCCUUUUACCUCUGAGCAGGGCCGCCGAGGGGGGUGGGGGGCAUGGAAGAUUGGAGGGGUACUUUGGCAUGGGCCCCCAGUUGAAAAAGGGACCCCAAAGCAACGAAGUCCCUUACAAUUUCUUGAUGCAAGAUUGCUUAACGGAGAAUAUAAAUCUUGGCUGCGUUAGUGUCUGGGGCUAUGGGGCUCCCAGAGGUAAAAGUGAGGGGCUAAGCGGCUUAAAAGAAGAGCAAAAUUUCUGAAAAGUGAAAAAUAUACCAAAAAUUCGGGAUUUGGCCACAGUUUGCAUUAGUUUGCCUAAUGCAAACUGUGGCCAAAAAUGUAGGGAUCCCUUGAAACGUUUUCCCCCGGGCUCCACACUGUAUACUGUAAGUAUAAAGUUAGUUUAGUUUGGAUUUCCUUCUACAGUAAAUCUGUAAAUCUAUAUAGAUCAAUAAGUGACGACCUUCACUGAGAGAACGGUUUAGAACUGAUAAAUCUAUCUAUAAAUAGUCAGUUUAGUUUCAAAAAACUAUUGCCUUGGCGUAACGUCAAAAACAUAUUUCUAUCCUUUUUAGACGAGGCUUUCGCGCCAUUCCGAUCCGUCCCGCUGUUAUUUGGUGCAGUUGGUGGUUCAAACACUGCUUUGGUAAACCAUGUCGUUGCAAAGGAUCAUGGGAUAGAGGAUACGUCGCAGUGUUUAAUUGUAUGCAUGAUGAACAAAUGUCGAUCUUUUAAUUUUGACAAGUUGGAAAAAAUUUGCGAAGUAAAUAAUGUCACCAGAGACGAAUAUCCACGCGAUUUAUCUGCGAAGCCUGGAUUCCAGUAUUAUCAUCCGAUGAAGCAGCCUAUUGUUGUUAAUAAGGAUCACAAUUAGGUUGGUUUAGAAUUUUUGGUUUACGUUUACAUCUCUCAGGGUAAAUUUAGGGCUCAAAGAAAAGCUACAGAAAUAUCAAUCUCGAGCAGCCUUAAUAUUAA